This is a messenger RNA of Sorex fumeus (smoky shrew), 1561 nucleotides long. It is a transcript of the gene ARID3C, whose product is annotated as AT-rich interaction domain 3C. Gene Ontology annotation, molecular function: DNA binding. Gene Ontology annotation, cellular component: nucleus. Gene Ontology annotation, biological process: regulation of transcription by RNA polymerase II. The coding region runs from base 63 to 1298 and encodes 411 amino acids. The transcript has 7 exons. NCBI's taxonomy places the organism in Eukaryota, Metazoa, Chordata, Mammalia, Eulipotyphla, Soricidae. The record is from RefSeq and is a predicted model, not a curated record.
CCUCGGGGCCCCGCCCGGUGCCUGGCGCACCCCCAGUGGGGGGCCUGCGUCUGGAAGCCGUAAUGGAGGCGCUGCAGAGGCAGCAGGCCGUCCGUCUGGCCCAGGGGGUGGCGCCCCUCGCCCCUCCGCUCCCACCGCAGCCGCCUCAGCCUCCCAUGCCCGGUCCCCGGAGCCUGCCUGUCCUCAAGGGGACUUUGGGGGAGGUGGGGACUGAGGAAGAAGAGGAUGGCCAAGAGGAGGAGGAAGAGGAAGAGGAAGCAGGGGCAGAAGAGGAGGAAGCCCAAGAGAGCCAUCCAGGCGCCCAGGGCCCGAGCUCCCCUUGCAGCCAAACCCCUGGACCUCAGCCUCAUGAAUGGACCUACGAGGAGCAGUUCAAGCAGCUCUACGAGCUUGAUGCAGAUCCCAAGAGGAAGGAAUUUCUGGAUGACCUGUUUAGCUUCAUGCAAAAGAGGGGCACCCCAGUGAACCGUGUGCCCAUCAUGGCGAAGCAGGUGCUGGACCUGUACGCACUCUUUCGUCUGGUGACAGCCAAGGGCGGCUUAGUGGAAGUCAUCAACCGCAAGGUGUGGCGAGAGGUCACGCGAGGCCUCAGCCUGCCCACCACCAUCACGUCGGCCGCCUUCACUCUACGCACCCAGUACAUGAAGUACCUGUACCCGUACGAGUGCGAGACCCGCGCGCUCAGCUCCCCAGGGGAGCUCCAAGCCGCGAUCGACAGCAACCGGCGCGAGGGCCGCCGUCAGGCUUACACCGCCGCGCCGCUCUUCGGACUGGCGGGGCCGCCCCCUCGGGGCGCUGCGGGCCCCGCCCCGGGCCCCGGGCCCGGCUCCGCCCCGCCCGCCCCCGCGCCCGGCCCGCGCCUCGCCCACUGCUCCGCCUCCGGCCUGCCGGUGCACGCCUGCGCGCAGCUGAGCCCGAGCCCCAUCAAGAAAGAGGAAAGUGGAAUUCCAACCCCUCGGCUGACACUGCCCGUGGGCCUGACCUUGGGACCUGCCCGAGAGAAGUUGGCACCAGAGGAACCCCCAGAGAAGAGGGCUGUGCUGAUGGGGCCCAUGGACCCACCUCGUCCUGGUUUCCUUCCUCGUGGCAAGGUUCCCCUGAGGGAGGAGCGACUGGAUGGGCCUCUCAGUCUGGCAGGCAGUGGUAUCAGCAGUAUCAACAUGGCCCUAGAGAUCAACGGGGUGGUCUACACUGGUGUUCUUUUUGCCCGCCGCCAACCUGUGCCAGCUUCUCAAGCUGGCACAACCAACCCUGCACCACCACCCCCUACCGGGCCUCCUUCCAGCACCUCACUCUGAGAGGUCCCACGUGGAAUCAAGAAUACCAGCCUCCUUCCUGAUUGGGGAGGUAGUGGCUCCCACACAUUGAUUCUUCCAUGGUGCCCACUCUAGAACUCAGCCCUGGGUGGUUCCUUACCCCCAACUCCCCCAUGCCAUGUGCACUUGAAGCCAAAGAAUUUUAAUGUCACAUCUACCUCAUUGUAGAGGGAGAAUACCUCCUCCCUGGCCGACUUCAGUAGGUCUGCCAAAGAGCUCUGUGCUCAGUAGCUGCCAUCAUUUCA